UAAUUAUUACCCCAAAUAAAUCAGUUUUAGAAAUAGUGGCACGCGAUCAUGUCAAAAAAACUGUUUCGUCCAAUAAUUCAACCCGAGAUCCUUCGACGGCUGUGUGAUAAACCAAAGCUGAGCAGCAAACCUUCAAAUACUCCACAUCCUCCGAAGGAUCCUCCAGAUGAGGGUUACAAUCCAUCCAGUGUGGAUCAUGAUGCGCUGGAUGUGCCCGCUUUUGUGAGUCCUUCGUCCUUUCGCCAGUUUAGUUCACCCGAUGAGAAGUUGGGACCGGGAGCUGGAAAAGCUUUGGAGUACAAGAAUGCCCAGUAUUUUGGAUAUCAUCGAUUCUCGUUUAUGAAUUUAGUGAGCACGGCUACUGAAUUACGCGAUGAACGUCGUUUGGAUGGAGGUCUUCAGGCAUCCAUAGAAGCUGAUGAAGAAACCGUUACUGAAGAAUCCGAACUGGAGACCAUGAAGAAACUGGAAGAGGAGUGUGAUGGAAUUCUUGAGGCUCAGGCCAAGCAAAUCGAAGAAGCCAAAUGUUCCACCAAGGAGAAGCGUAUUCAGGAUAUGAGCGAAGAGGAGUUGCAAGAGUGGUGCAAGAAAAAGGAAGAAGAUAUCAAAAAGAAGGAGCAGCAAAAAAAGGAUGGAGAAAAGCCGCAAAAGAAACUCGAGGAUAUGAGCGAAGAAGAGUUAAUGGCUUGGUGCCAGAAGAAAGAAUCUGACAUAAAAGCAAAAGAGAAGAAAAAGCAGGCAGAAGAAAAGGCUAAAUGUGAAGCAGAAGAGAAGAAAAAGAAUACGGAAGCCAAAAAGAAGUAUGAAGAGGAAGCAAAGAAGAAAAAGGCAGAGGAAACUAAAAAGAAGCGGGACGAAGUAGAGAAGAAGAAGAAUGAAGAAGCUAAUAGAAAAUGUGAGGAAGAGAAGUUAAAAAAAGAAGCGGAAGCUAAGAAAAAGUGUGAGGAAGAAGAAUUAAAGAAAAAGUGUGAAGAAGAAGAUUUAAAGAAAAAGUGUGAGGAAGAAGAAAGGAAGAAAAAGUGUGAGGAAGAAGAACUGAAGAAAAAGUGUGAGGAAGAAGAACUGAAGAAAAAGUGUGAGGAAGAAGAAAGAAAGAAAAAAUGUGAGGCAGAUGAAAGUAAGAAAAAAUCUGAGGAAGAAGAAAGAAAGAAAAAGUGUGAGGAGGAACAACUAAAGAAAAAGUGUGAGGAAGAAGAUAAGAAGAAAAAAUGUGAAGCAGAUGAAAGUAAGAAAAAGUUUGAGGAGGAAGAACUAAAGAAAAAGUGUGAGGAAGAAAAGAAGAAAAAAUGUGAGGCAGAUGAAAGUAAGAAAAAAUGUGAGGAGGAAGAACUAAAGAAAAAGUGUGAGGAAGAAGAUAAGAAGAAAAAAUGUGAGGCAGAUGAAAGUAAGAAAAAGUGUGAGAAGGAAGAACUAAAGAAAAAGUGUGAGGAAGAAGAUAAGAAGAAAAAAUGUGAGGCAGAUGAAAGUAAGAAAAAGUUUGAGGAGGAAGAACUAAAGAAAAAGUGUGAGGAAGAAAAGAAGAAAAAAUGUGAGGCAGAUGAAAGUAAGAAAAAGUGUGAGGAGGAAGAACUAAAGAAAAAGUGUGAGGAAGAAGAUAAGAAGAAAAAAUGUGAGGCAGAUGAAAGUAAGAAAAAGUGUGAGGAGAACAACAUCUCUGAUGAACAAAAGUCGUUGAUAAACUUUAGCUAA
Molecule: messenger RNA, 1689 nt
Organism: Drosophila elegans
Lineage: Eukaryota; Metazoa; Arthropoda; Insecta; Diptera; Drosophilidae
Product: axoneme-associated protein mst101(1)
Exons: 2
Coding region: 49-1689 (546 amino acids)
Cellular component (GO): mitochondrion
Source: RefSeq, a predicted model, not a curated record